Messenger RNA from Erigeron canadensis, 1563 nucleotides. Its product is annotated as homeobox-leucine zipper protein HAT5-like. Gene Ontology annotation, biological process: positive regulation of DNA-templated transcription. Gene Ontology annotation, molecular function: sequence-specific DNA binding; DNA-binding transcription factor activity, RNA polymerase II-specific. The transcript has 3 exons. Gene Ontology annotation, cellular component: nucleus. The record is from RefSeq and is a predicted model, not a curated record. Bases 432 to 1373 code for a protein of 313 amino acids. Lineage: Eukaryota; Viridiplantae; Streptophyta; Magnoliopsida; Asterales; Asteraceae.
ACACCUCUCCCACACUCUUAAUCCAACCAACCAAAAGGAAUCCCACCUCAAAACUCAACUCUUCUCCAAUUCCAUCUCCUCCUUCUAUACUUUCACACUGUAAUUCCUUCUUUAUACCAAAAAUAAUAUCAUCUUUGAUAUAUAUAUAUAUAUAUAUAUAGCCACAAAUUUCACUUCUCAUCAAUCUGACUGGUUUGUUUUGGGUGUGAUGGGUGUGAGCACCAGGUGUUCCCAUACUUCCCACAUCACCGAGAUCAUCAUCACCAGCUUCUUUCGGCACAAGAGGAUUUAAUCAAACAAAAAACAUAUACUAUAUUUCAUAUAUACUAAUUCACUAAAAAGUUAAGUCGUUAUUAACCAAGUUUGACCAAUCUUUAUGGUUGAUUGAAAAAGUAUUCAGGUUUGUUGUACGUAUAAAAGGCCGGGUUGACAUGGCAGCUCGGAGUUUUCUUUUUGGUGGCGGUGAUGGUCAGGGAACAACAAAAAGGCUUCAUGGCUCUUCUACUCUUAAUCCUCUUGAUUCUUUCUUGGUUUCAAGAUCCGCUCAUUUCCAAGGUUCCCGGUCAAUGGUUAGUUUUGGAGAUAAAGGAAGUGGAUCCAGGGGGCACUGUUUUCAAUCGUUUGAUCACGAAGAAAAUGGAGAUGAUGAUUAUGAUGAUUACUUGCACCAGCCUGAAAAGAAAAGGCGGCUCACAGUUGAUCAAGUCCGGUUCUUGGAGAAAAGUUUUGACUUAGAUAACAAGCUAGAGCCAGAACGCAAGGUCCAGCUUGCAAAAGAGAUCGGACUGCAGCCUAGGCAGGUUGCCAUUUGGUUUCAAAAUCGCCGAGCACGUUGGAAGAAUAAGCAACUUGAGAAAGACUAUGAUGAUUUGCAAGAGAAUUACAAUAAACUUAAAGCCCACUACGAUAAUCUUGUUAAAGAGAAGGAAAAACUGAAAUCCGAGGUUGAGGAAUUAAGCGAUAAAUUGAUUCUACAUGAGAAGGGAACUUCAGAUUCAUCAAGCACUAGAAGCCCGUUUGAGCCAGAACUAUGUAAAACACAUGUUGAUCACGGGUGUGAAGAAGAUAUAUCCAAAACCAUGAGCACGGAAUAUGGGCAAAACGGUACUAUCAUAGAGAAAAGCGUCGUGGCUGACAAAGAGGUUUACAUGUCUCUCUUAGAACGAGUUGAUUCAUCGUACGUAUAUGAACAAGAACAAAGUGAUGGAUCAUUGGAUGAAGAAAAUAACUUGAGCACAAUGUUUCAACCUUUGGUGGGUGAUUACACAUUACCAAAGGUUGAAAAUGGCGGAUAUGCGGAGCCACAUUCGGUGAACUCUUAUUACCUCGGGCUCCCUGGAGAUGAUCAAGCCUUCGGUUUUUGGUCAUACUGAGUCAACUCAGUGGUGCAUAACUAACUCAAUUGAGUUUCAGUAGCUCAAUGAUGUUGGUUGUUUGUGAUUUACUUGUACUUUAUUUUUGUAUCUAAAGGUUUAUGUUUGCUAAAAAUAAGCGAUGAUAACGUUGUGAAUUAUCCAUAAAUUAUUUGUAAACUAUGUUAUGAUAUGUAUUUUAUUUUGUUCA